AUGAUGCAUCUACAGCCUUAUCAUGAACACAUACUUGAAGCCUAUACAAGCCUCAUAGGUGCUGCACAAAAUUCAGAAGAAUCAAUUCGCCUUCAAAUCUGGAAGCGCGACACUGGCCUGGCAGCACACGACCCUCCAACAGCGAACAAGGUCAAGUGGCUCGAUUAUUCGUAUUCAUGGAAUCAAGACGACAUUGACACGGCCCCGCAGCGGCGAGGAGAUUUUUCUGCAGGCAACGUACCAUAUUUCAACAUCGAACCGCCACUUACGAUGAGUUGCGAUGCCUGGUAUAAGACUCUAUGCAGCAUUCGAACAGGAAUCGGAUUAUUGGUUUCACAAGACGAGAAUGAGAUGCGGAACAAUAUCCAAAACACCCUACAGGAUGAGGUUCAAAACCUGCGCGAUGAAUGUUAUUUGAAACUGGCUAAAAUAAAGGAAUUGUGUGGAGAGAUUGUCGUUCUGGAAGAGACGAUAGCCGACAGAGAAAGAAAACUCGGGAUCAUGGCAUCUGUCACCGCCCCUAUCCGCCGGCUGCCAUCGGAGCUGCUAACGAGGAUCCUCCGGUUCACAUUGCCUAGUUGCAGUAGCAAGCCCUCGAUUCGCCAACCACCGCUUGCUCUUUGUCGGGUCUCCAAACUGUGGCGGGACACAGUUGUGAAUGAUCCUCAAAUGUGGUCGCACAUCUGGUGUCAUUUCCCCGUUGAGGGUGCCCCCGACAAGGAAUACAACAAGAUUUCACGGGCACUCGAAUAUUUCUCUCAUCGCUCAGGUACUACUCCUCUAAAUCUCAACAUAUCCGAAUAUCGCAGCACCGCAUCUGAAAAUCGAACACGGAUCACCCAGCUGCUGGAAACACUUUAUCCAAGAUGUCGCGUACUCGAUUUUGACAUGAAAGGCCCAUGCGCGAAUUCAAUCCUAAAGGAUAUCCCGUUGAACGCUUUCCCAAGUCUGGAAAGCCUACACCUGGAUCGCGCUAUGAACGUAAACACUCUGGAAACACAAAUUUUCUCCAAUUGCCCUCUUCGGCAUUACAGGUUAUCCAUCUUUACCCCUCUGGACCUCGCAAAUAUUUCGGUCCCGCGGCACCGCCUAGAAACGUUCGACCUUGUCAUGUCUGUCGCUGGCAAUAAUUCGCUUCGGGACACCAUUCAAAGUUGGCGGUCGUUCAUGCAUUCAUGCAGUAAUCUCCGUACCGCGAACAUCAAGCUGGAGAUUUGGCGAAUGGGGGCAAAGAAGCUCAAUGACGGCACGAUCUGGGACUCUCCGCUCGUGCCUACUUCCACAACUUCCCUCACAGAGCUCACCUUGACGAUCGCCUUCGAAGCAAGUGCUUCCACCCUCCUCCGUGGCAUGGACUUUCCUGCCCUCGAAUUACUGCAUCUCGGACAUUUAGGAGGCGUGAAACCAGGAUUCUCCUUCGUCCCAGAAGGUGCAGAUUUGGCGGAGACCAUCGCGCGCGACAUGCCAUACAUCACAGAACUCACCACGUUGUGCCUUUCCAGAUUGAAGAUUUGCAACAAGGAUCUCCGUACACUUCUCUCCUUGACGCAACGUCUUGAACGUUUGAGUGUCUUUGAGAUGCGGGGAACGAUGGUCGUGGAGUCGGAAGACCUCGUUUCGUUCUUGUCCAUUGAUGAGCACGAGAGCAAGAAAGGGUUUUGUCCUCCACUUUUAAGCUUACGUGUCCUGGCCCUAUAUUCUGCUCAACACUCGCCAACCGAACCCAUACCGCAUUCCGCAUAUGCAAACUUAGUACGCUCACGAUACAGGUGGAUGAAGGAAUCACGAACGUCUGCAGGAAGCGAGUCUGCCAUCGAACCAGGAACUCAUGCCGGAGGCAAGCCUCUUCCAUUCAAGUUCCUCUUCACGGUGAAGUGUCCGAAGGACACCAAGGAGUAUUACGAAACAAUCAAGGAGACAAUGGAGAGCGAGUUUGAGGACUUGCCUCGCGGAGUUCUGCGAGUAGAUCACUGCCAACUGGAAUAUCCGCCUCUCCCUGAAGAAUUUUAG
Cyclocybe aegerita is the source of this 2010-nucleotide messenger RNA. The record is from the annotation of a GenBank genome assembly. NCBI's taxonomy places the organism in Eukaryota, Fungi, Basidiomycota, Agaricomycetes, Agaricales, Hemipholiotaceae.